UCGAGUUGCUGGAUGUAAAAAUAUGGCAAAGUUCUUUCAUAAACUGAAGAGGCAGAAAAGCAGAAACAGUGCAGAAUCUGAGAGUCCUCCAAUCACCAGCAGUAGUGUAGGUACCCAGAGUGAACCUCUGCCCGCUAGCUUUCAUCUGGAUGGCCUCCUCAACUCCAGUGCACCAGGCGAGGGCUUGAGGAGGCAGAGAUCAGUGGUUCAGGAAGAGGUGGAUGGAGCUAUGUUCUCAGUUGGUGCCUCUGUGGAAGGCGUAGGAGGGGAACAUGGACCACUGCAUCUGCCUCAUCCACUUAUACCUUCUCCUCCCUUUACUCUCAGUCGCUCCCCAACUCCAGAGAAUGUUCACUUCCAGAUGCUGCCACCCUCCUCCCGGCAGCUACAGAUCACUCCGAGCCACUCCACUCCCUCCCCAACCUUCCCUGCAGUCUUCAGUGGACAGAGACAUUCAGGGAACUUCACUCCAGUUUCCUGCGGACAGGGGAAUUCUCUAACUUUUUCUCCUGUCUCCAGU
Geodia barretti is the source of this 520-nucleotide messenger RNA. NCBI's taxonomy places the organism in Eukaryota, Metazoa, Porifera, Demospongiae, Tetractinellida, Geodiidae. The record is from the annotation of a GenBank genome assembly.